AUGUUUGAAUACGUCGAGUUCCCGCCUCAACCCAUCGUCAAAGCACACCUCGUAAUCAACUCGGUCCUGGCUCUUCUGACGGUAGCGGUAGUGGUCCUCCGCCUCGUGGCUCGCUUCCUGUCCGGCGCCGGGCUCUGGUGGGAUGAUUACCUCAUCCUGUUCGCCCUGCCUCAGGGGCUAGGUAUGGUCAUCAUUCAGGGAAUGUGGGCCCCAAUGGGAGUUGGCUACAACAUGCCCGAGACGCUACCGAACUUGGAGACGAUUCUCAAGAUGCUGGUCGCCUACGAGCUCAUCUUCUCGACCACCAUCAGCACCAUCAAGAUCAGCGUCCUGAUUUUCUACCUCCGCGUCUUUGUGAACCGAAGCCUGCGCAUAGCCACCAAGGCCACCCUGGUUUUUGUCAUGCUCUGGAGCGUUGGUAAUACCCUCCAGGUCUUCCUCAUCUGCCGACCCUUCGCCAAGACGUACAGUCUGACCGUCGAGGGCGUCUGUGGUGACCAGAUUGCCUCCUUUAUUGCCAUCGGCGCGUUCAACAUCAUCACCGACCUGAUCAUCUUGACACUGCCGCUGCCAACCGUCUGGUCAUUGAAAAUGUCGACACCGGCUAAGUUGGGUCUGACGGGCGUCUUCCUCGUUGGUUUGAUUGUCAGCGUAAUAGCAAUCAUCCGCAUCGUUACCCUAACCCAGCUCGACCUGAUGAACCUCACGGGGACCAUGAUCUGGGCGGAUUUCUGGUCGGCCACCGAGCCCAACUUGGGCAUCUUGUGCGUCAGUCUGCCCAUGCUGGGCUCGCUCUGGUCACGCUGCGUUGCGACCCGCCGGGGCGAAUCCAAGCUCGCAUACCACUCUGAAAACGCCACCAACGGCAGCACAGGGUUCAGCAAGCUGAAGAAUCAGAGUCAGAUUGACGACUGUCAGGAGAUCCCGCUGGAGAACCUCUACGCUGCCAACCAGGAGGUGCAUUUCCAGUCGGCGGUCACGACGCGGGCGAACCCCGAGCUCGACUCGGAUAGAGCUGCGGAUACGGACAGGGACAAGGAUACUGGGUCUGAGGUAUCCCUGACGGAUCGGGCGCACCACCGACAUGACCCGGGUAACGGCAUCAGGGUGCAGACGAAGUGGACCAUCUCGCGAGACUGA
Molecule: messenger RNA, 1140 nt
Organism: Parathielavia appendiculata
Lineage: Eukaryota; Fungi; Ascomycota; Sordariomycetes; Sordariales; Chaetomiaceae
Exons: 3
Coding region: 1-1140 (379 amino acids)
Source: RefSeq, a predicted model, not a curated record